CUUCCGGCUCACUCUAAGGGCCGGAAGUUGUGUCCGGGCCGCGUCAACCUAGGACUGCGGGUCGGAGUGCGGCUGCGACUGCAACCAUGGGCGGGAAGAACAAGCAGCGGACCAAGGGGAACUUGAGGCCUUCAAACAGUGGUCGAGCUGCAGAACUCCUUGCCAAAGAACAGGGAACAGUGCCUGGAUUUAUUGGUUUUGGAACAACUCAGAGUGACCUAGGCUAUGUUCCUGCUAUUCAAGGAGCUGAAGAAAUAGACAAUCUUGUAGAUUCUGAUUUCCGAAUGGUGCUGCGGAAACUUUCCAAGAAAGAUGUCACAACAAAAUUAAAAGCUGUGCAGGAAUUUGGAACCAUGUGUACAGAGAGAGAGACAGAAAUUGUAAAAGGAGUUCUUCCAUAUUGGCCAAGAAUUUUCUGCAAAAUUUCACUUGAUCAUGACCGCCGGGUUCGAGAGGCUACACAGCAAGCUUUUGAGAAACUUAUCCUUAAAGUAAAGAAACACUUGGCUCCCUAUUUAAAAAGUUUAAUGGGAUAUUGGCUAAUGGCUCAAUGUGAUACUUACACACCAGCUGCAGCUGCAGCAAAAGAUGCAUUUGAAGCGGCUUUCCCUCCAAGCAAGCAACCAGAAGCCAUAGCAUUUUGUAAGGACGAAAUUACAAGUGUGCUGCAAGAUCACCUUAUAAAGGAAACACCUGAUACCCUCAGUGACCCACAAACUGUUCCAGGGGAAGAAAGAGAAGCUAAAUUCUAUCGAGUUAUAACUUGUUCCUUAUUGGCAUUAAAGAAAUUGCUUUGCCUCUUGCCUGAUAAUGAAAUUGAUUCUCUGGAGGAGAAAUUUAAGUGUCUUUUAACACAGAAUAAGUUUUGGAAGUAUGGAAAACACAGUAUACCUCAGAUCCGUUCAGCUUAUUUUGAGUUAAUUUCUGCUUUGUGCCAGCAUAUUCCACAGUUGAUGAAUGAUGAAGCAUCCAAAGUCAGCCCAGCUGUUCUACUUAGCAUUGAUGACAGUGACCCCAUUGUAUGCCCGGCUCUCUGGGAAGCCGUACUUUAUACACUUACAACUAUUGAGGACUGUUGGCUUCAUGUAAAUGCAAAAAAAAGUGUGUUUCCUAAGCUGUCUGCUGUGGUUCGUGAAGGUGGUCGAGGUCUGGCUACUGUUAUAUAUCCUUAUCUUCUGCCAUUUAUCAGCAAACUCCCACAGUCCAUUACAGUUCCAAAGUUGGAUUUCUUCAAAAAUUUCCUCACUUGUGUAGUUGCAGGGCUCUCAACAGAAAGAAUCAAAACCAGCUUUUCAGAGUGCUCAGCAGUAAUAGCUGCCUUUUUUGAAUGCUUACGUUUUAUAAUGCAGCAAAACCUAGGUGAGGAAGAGAUUGAAGAGAUGCUCGUUAAUGAUCAGUUGAUUCCUUUUAUUGAUGCAGUUCUCAAAGACCCAAGAUUGCAAAAUGGGCAAUUAUUUAACCAUUUAGCAGAAACUUUAAGUUACUGGGAAACCAAGGCAGAUAUGGAAAGAGAUGAUAAGACAGUUCACAACUUGGAGAAAGUGCUGCUAAAUUUCUGGGAAAGACUGUCAGAGAUCUGUGUUGAGAAAAUUAAUGAAUCAGAAGCUGAUGUUACGUCUGUGUUGGGUGUAUCUAGCCUUUUACAGGUCCUUCAGAAGCCGAAGAGCUCAUUGAAAUCAAAUAAAAAAAAAGUUUGUAAGGUUAGAUUUGCUGAUGAGAUAUCUGAAAGUAACAAAGAGAAUGAAAAAUGUUUGUCCUCAGAAGGGGAGAGCAGUGAAGGCUCCGAGUUAAUGACAGAAUCUCACCUUACUCUUAAUUCUUCAGAUCUUUUAUCUCCUCUAAGGAAAAAACCUUUGGAAGACUUAGUCUGUAAACUGGCCAAGAUGAGUAUUAAUUAUGUCAAUGAACAAAAAUCGGAGCAACAUCUAAGGUUUCUUUCCACUCUGCUCAAUUCCUUCUCUUCAGGCCAGGUAUUUAAAAUGCUAUUAGGCAAUGAAAAAAAGAACAUUGUCAAAGCUAAACCUCUUGAAAUAGCUCAACUUGCACAAAAAAAUCCUGCAGUGCAGUUUUUAUACCAGAAGCUAAUAGGCUGGCUAAAUGAAGAUCAAAGGAAGGAUGCUGGUUUCCUGGUGGACAUUUUGUAUAGUGCUCUCCGUUGCUGCGAUGAUAAUAUGGAAAGAAAAGAUGUCUUGGAGGAUUUAACUGAGGUGGAUCUGAAAUGGAAUUCUCUUCUUCAGGUUAUGGAAAAGGCAUGUUCUAGUCCAGAAAAACAUGCUUUAGUAACUCUUUGGCUAAAAGGAGAUAUCCUUGGAGAGAAAUUGGCAUGCUUGACAGAUCACUUAUGUAAUAAGGGCUUGGAAUCUACAAUAUCUUCAGAAUCUUACUUCUCAGAAAAAUGGACUCUUCUAAGUUUGGUAUUAUCUCAACAUGUUAACAACGAUUACUUAAUUGGAGAAGUAUAUGUUGAAAGAAUCAUUGUUAAACUUCAUGAAACUUUAUCCAAAGCAAAGCAAUUUUCAGAAGCUGAAAAUAAUGAUUCAUCAGUGUCUUUUAUCUGUGAUGUGGCCUAUAACUAUUUCAACUCAGCAAAAGGAUGCUUGCUAAUGCCAUCAUCUGAAGAUUUGUUAUUAACUCUCUUUCAGUUGUGUGCUCAGAGCAAAGAAAAAACGCAUUUGCCAGACUUGCUUAUCUGUAAACUGAAAAACACUUGGCUCUCUGGUGUAAAUUUAUUGGUCCAUCAAAUUGACAAUCCGUAUAAACAGAGUACCUUCCUACAUUUGUCUGCUCUAUGGCUCAAGAACCAAGUUCAGUCUUCAUCUUUGGAUAUCAAAAGUCUUCAAGUCCUCUUGUCUGCUGUUGAUGAUUUACUGAACACACUUAUAGAGAGUGAAGAUCCUUAUCUUCUGGAAGAUUAUAUUGGAAGUGUAAUGCCAAAUGACAGUGAAUGGGAAAAGAUGAGAUAUUCUCUUCCUAUGCAGUGGUUGCAUAGACCUCUUUUAGAAGGAAGAUUGAGUUUGAAUUACGAGUCUUUCAAAACAGAUUUUGAAGAACAAGAUAAAAAGAAACUACCCAGCCAUUUGUGUACGUCAGCCUUGUUGAGCAAAAUGAUGUUAGUUGCAUUGAAAAAGGACAUAGUCCUAGAAAAUAAUGAGCUUGAGAAAAUAAUUGCAGAAUUGCUCUAUUCACUGCAGUGGUGUGAAGAUUUAGACAAUACUCCUAUUUUUCUAACUGGAUUUUGUGAAAUGCUUCAAAGAAUGAAUAUUACAUAUGAUAACUUAUGUGUACUUAGUAAUACUUCUGACCUUUUGCAGCUGUUAUUUAAUAGAUCCAGGGAAAAUGGCACACUUUGGUCUCUUAUUAUUGCUAAGUUGAUCCUUUCUCGAAGCAUUUCAUCUGAUGAAGUAAAACGACAUUAUAAGAGACAAGAAGGUUUUUUUCCACUAACAGAAGGUAAUUUGCAUACCAUUCAAAGUCUCUGUCCGUUUUUGUCAAAAGAAGAAAAGAAAGAAUUAAUUGCUCAGUGUGUACCAGCCCUUUUGACCCGGACUAAGAAAGAUCUUUGCAGUAUUGAUGGAGGUUUUGGAUAUCUUGCUAUUUUCAAUUCUUGUCUUCAAACCGGAAGUGUAGAUGAUGGAGAGCUAUUACAUGGUAUACUAAAAAUGAUAGUAUCCUGGAAGAAAGAUCAUGAGGAUAUUUUCCUUUUCAGUUGUAAUCUGUCAGAAGCAAGUCCAGAGAUACUGGGUGUAAAUAUAGAAAUAAUCCGCUUCCUGUCACUAUUUCUGAAAUACUGCUCGUCUCCUUUGGCAGAGAGUGAAUGGGACUUCAUCAUGUGUUCCAUGUUGGCUUGGUUGGAGACAACAAGUGAGAAUCAUGAAUUGUAUUCUGUUCCACUUAUACAACUGUUUGCCUGUGUCAGCUGUGAUUUGGCCUGUGAUCUCAGUGAUUUUUUUGAUUCCACAUCUCUGGAUACCAUCGGCAAUCUUCCUGUAAAUCUAAUCAGUGAAUGGAAAGAAUUUUUUUCCCAAGGAAUCCACAGUUUGCUUUUACCUCUUUUGGUGACUAUUACAGGAGGAAGCAAAGAUACCUCUGAAACAUCCUUUCGGAAUGCAGUGCUGAAGCCCAUGUGUGAAACAUUAACAUAUAUCACAAAGGAUCAACUGUUGGGUCACAAACUCCCUGCAAGACUUGUUGCUGGCCAAAAAACAAACUUCCCAGACCAUCUCCAGACUUUGUUGAAUACAUUGGCCCCAUUACUCCUCUUCAGAGCUAGACCUGUGCAAAUUGCUGUUUAUCAUAUGCUAUAUAAAUUGAUGCCUGAAUUACCACAAUAUGAUCAGGAUAAUCUAAAGUCAUAUGGAGAUGAAGAAGAAGAACCAGCUCUGUCACCACCGGCAGCUCUGAUGUCUCUUCUUAGCUCUCAAGAGGACUUACUAGAAAAUGUUUUGGGGUGUAUUCCUGUUGGUCAGAUAGUAACUAUUAAGCCACUGAGUGAGGACUUCUGUUAUGUUCUGGGAUAUCUCCUCACAUGGAAAUUAAUACUUACUUUCUUCAAAGCUGCUUCAUCUCAGCUUCGGGCUCUGUAUUCAAUGUACCUUCGGAAAACAAAGAGUUUGAAUAAAUUGCUCUAUCACCUGUUUAGGCUUAUGCCAGAAAAUCCUACCUAUGCAGAGUCGGUUCUUGAACUCUCAAAUAAGGACCCUAAAACAUUUUUUACUGAGGAACUCCACUUGAGUAUUAGAGAAACAGCAACUCUUCCAUACCAUAUUCCACAUUUGGCUUGUUCAGUCUAUCGUAUGACAUUAAAAGACUUGCCUGCCAUGGUUAGGCUGUGGUGGAAUAGCAGUGAGAAGCGUGUUUUCAAUAUUGUAGAUAGAUUUACAAGCAAGUAUGUCAGCAAUGUGCUUUCUUUUCAAGAAAUAUCUUCUGUGCAAACAAGUACACAACUGUUUAAUGGCAUGACGGUUAAAGCUCGAGCUACCACUCGAGAAGUAAUGGCUACUUAUACUAUUGAGGACAUAGUUAUUGAACUUAUAAUACAACUGCCUUCAAAUUAUCCAUUGGGUUCGAUAACAGUGGAAAGUGGGAAAAGAGUUGGUGUGGCUGUUCAGCAGUGGCGGAACUGGAUGUUGCAGUUAAGCACUUACCUCACCCAUCAAAAUGGCAGUAUUAUGGAAGGCUUAGCAUUGUGGAAAAAUAAUGUGGACAAACGUUUUGAGGGUGUUGAAGAUUGCAUGAUCUGUUUCUCAGUCAUUCAUGGUUUCAACUAUUCUCUUCCCAAAAAAGCAUGUCGAACAUGCAAGAAAAAGUUCCAUUCAGCCUGUUUGUACAAAUGGUUUACGUCUAGCAACAAAUCCACUUGUCCACUCUGUCGAGAGACCUUUUUCUGAGAUAUUUUCUUUUGUGGAAGUGUGAUCCCUGCAGUAAAUCAAGCAAAAGCAUUGGUUUCGGAUCCAUCUUAAAGUGUUGAUGUGAAGAAGCCAGUGAGCGUUACUUUUAAAUAGGACCUUCUCUUGAAAAUUAUUUUGGUUAAUGUAAUGAUACUAAAAUCAGGCUUAUUUAUCUUUAGAUUGCUUUGUAAAUGUUGGAAACCUUUUCUUUUACAUAAGAAUAUUACAUAUUUGAGAGGCGAUAUUUAUAUUAAUAGUUUACUCUAUUUGUAUAUUUAAAAAUAAAUAUGAAAAAAUCCUAAAUUACAGAAUUGAAAUUUUUUAAAGCAUUGUAAAACUAUACCUAUAUUAUACUGUGAAGCUAUUCACUUUGUUGAUUUGUGCUGGUGAACAGUCCAAGUGAGACAAAAUGAAUUGAGAAGGUUAAUGAUUUACACCUACAGAUAUUUUAAGACUUGCUAUUUAUUAGUUAUGACAAAAAUAAUUCAAAAUAUUCUGAUAUUUGUAGAUUUUUUUUUAAUGAUACAAAUGACACUAAGCUAUUUAAUAUAGCUUAUCUUAAGUUAUUUGAAGCAUGCCCUGAAAUCCUAUAUAAAAGAGUGUAAGCUGAUCUUUAAGGUGCUCCAUUUAUCAAGAGUUAUAAAAUUCAGAAAAUUAAAUUUAUAACACUGACACUUUGCUUAUGAAAGAAGAAUUCCCAUGUUAUUAGUGAAAAAUGAAUUGCAGACUUGUCUGUGAAUUUAUUACUCAGUUUGAGCAAGUCUCUGGAGUGUGAGAAUUUGAGAGAAAUAGGAUUAGAUUAUUUUAUUUAUGAAGCAGAGUGGUAGUAAUCCCUCUAAUGAGAGGGAAGAAGUAAAUGAGUAUUUCUGAAACAUAAAGUCUGGCAGGAAAACAAAAAGUUUAAAAGUGCUGUAGGAGACUUUCCAUUUUGUAAGCAAAUUUUUACUCUUCUUACUGGUCAAAGUUACACUAAGGGAUUUGGAGCUAAUGUUUUCGGCCUUCAGAAAUGAAAGUAACAAUUUUAAUAUUAAGUAGAUGCAGUGUAACAGACUGAAGUGGUAAAAACCUGUUUUUUACCAUAGCACUAUUAUCCUUAAAAAUUAUACCCAAAAUAUAAAAGUGUGGAAAUUUGAAACUUGGAUUAAUUUUAUUGCAGUCUUCUAUUACAUGAGAAAUAUUAGCCUAUUGAAUGACUAGGUUACUUGAGGUCAGCUAAUCAUCUCUGCUGCAAAUGUUUAAUUGGCAAAAAGCAACUCAUGUUAAAUAAAAUUGCUUACCACCAA
This is a messenger RNA of Choloepus didactylus (southern two-toed sloth), 6670 nucleotides long. It is a transcript of the gene LTN1, whose product is annotated as listerin E3 ubiquitin protein ligase 1. NCBI's taxonomy places the organism in Eukaryota, Metazoa, Chordata, Mammalia, Pilosa, Megalonychidae. The transcript has 30 exons. Gene Ontology annotation, cellular component: cytosol; RQC complex. Gene Ontology annotation, biological process: ribosome-associated ubiquitin-dependent protein catabolic process; rescue of stalled cytosolic ribosome. Gene Ontology annotation, molecular function: ribosomal large subunit binding; ubiquitin protein ligase activity; zinc ion binding. Bases 87 to 5387 code for a protein of 1766 amino acids. The record is from RefSeq and is a predicted model, not a curated record.